Molecule: messenger RNA, 1227 nt
Organism: Pieris rapae (cabbage white)
Lineage: Eukaryota; Metazoa; Arthropoda; Insecta; Lepidoptera; Pieridae
Gene: AST-C
Product: allatostatin
Exons: 4
Coding region: 139-525 (128 amino acids)
Source: RefSeq, a predicted model, not a curated record
UACGCGAGACACUAUCCCCUAUAAAACCGCUCCGUACUGAGUUCACCUCUCAUUUGCGUUCAUAAACCAUCUACGACACAAGCCUACGAGACUCGCAACUUUGUUACUUCGCUUUGCUGCUACGAAAGAAACAUCAAAAUGAAUGGUUUCUCGAUUCAUAACAACAGCAUAGCCUUGUUGUUUGCAAUUCUCACUUUCUUCUUAAUGACAUCGCUUGUACUUACUGCACCAUUGGAUUCAGAAGAUGAACCAGGAGAAAACACGUUGAUUGGCAGGCCCAUGAUGGGGGAUGCAGACAUGACUUGGGAUGCAAUUAACACGGAUGCACUGCGCAAGAUGCUCAUGCAAUUGGACGCUGAGGAAAGACUGGGAUUGAAUCGUGAGAGCCGAUCCUGGCCAAGGCAGAGCCGUGGUUGGGGAGCAAGGAGCCUGGAUGGUCAAAUUACCAGACCCUGGCGCGCUGACAAGCGACAGGCGCGUUUCCGGCAAUGCUACUUCAAUCCUAUCUCCUGUUUCCGGAAAUAAACAACUUACGAUACAUAACGACGAUUGCCAACAAAAUAUUCAAUAGUUUAUGACCGUUAUAAUGUAAAUAAAUGGAAUUUUAAUUAUUAUAUGAAGUUAACCAUUGUUUUGAGAUGUUCACUUGAGAAGAUUUUGUUUUCUUAUCUUGUGUUUAUAAAUGUCACAAAUUCUUAAGCGUCUUUUUAGCAGUCCAUCAGAACUUGGAGGUUAAAUACUUUCGGGGAGGUCCUGAUUUUAACUUAAUAUACAAUUCACGUUUCUUACUUGUUAAAUUUUUAACUUUAUAUUUCGUAUAUAAUCUUAAAUGUAUUUCAAUGUAGCAACAAUCAGAAUGCGCUCAAGUUUCCCAGAGCACAAUAAAAGUAAGUCACGUACAUGGAACCAUCCCUUUUUGUGACACCUUUCACACGACAUACGUCGUAACACGUAAAAGCCUUUAAAUUUACCCCAUAAUGUUAAAACCUCUAUUUCGUUUCCAUUGUCACAUUUGAACUCAAGUUUACAAAAAAAUAUUGGGAAUAAUAAGACUUCUGUAUCAGAAUAUGUAUUUCGAUGUUACAGGAAGGAAAAUAGAUCUGUCUAUGUUUUGAAAAUCUAUUAGGUACAAUAUAUUAUUCUAAACCAAUUUAGACACAAUUAUAUUUACAUAAAAAUUAAGUAGGAUAAAAUGUUUCGAUUCCUGGAAUAAAGUUGUUGUACUGA